GGUUGUGGAAAAAAACGGUUGGAUAGCCGUUGGGGCAACUUCCAAAGGUCUUAUCAACAGGCAUGAUUUUAUAGCAGCAGUAUACAUCUCCUGCACGUAGGCUAAUUUACCACUCUUCACUUUUUUCUUUUUUAAAUUUGCAUCUGAAACCAUUAGUUCAUAUAAAAAAUAUGGCUCACUUAAUCCGACACAAGAUCACCAAUAAACUGACCAAUGCAGCCCACACGGUGUCCAACAAGUCCCAGGCCAAGGUCAGCGGUGUGUUUGCCAGGCUGGGAUUCCAGGCCGCCACAGACGAGGAGGGUCUGGGCUUCGCAGGCUGCGACGACCUGGAUUAUGACUACAGGCAGGGGAUGCAGAUGGAUGUGCUGCCCGGGGACGAGGAACGGGGAGAGAUGGACGGAGACGGAAUGAUGGAGGGAGACAGCCACUACCAACGAGAUGGCACCAGACCCCGCUCCUCCUCAGUCAAAAGCACAGGCCUUCCUAAUGAGCUGCAGUCAGAGGACAAACCCAAAAUCACUUCGUGGGAAGCAGGGUGGAAUGUCACAAAUGCUAUUCAAGGCAUGUUCGUCCUUGGCUUACCAUAUGCCAUUCUGCAUGGCGGAUACCUCGGACUCUUCCUCAUCAUCUUCGCCGCCGUGGUGUGCUGCUACACCGGGAAGAUUCUGAUCGCCUGUCUUUACGAGGAGAACGAGGACGGACAGCUGGUGCGCGUGAGGGACACGUACGUGGACAUCGCCAAUGCAUGCUGUGCGCCAAGGUUCCCAUCCCUGGGCGGACACAUCGUGAACGUGGCUCAGAUAAUUGAGCUGGUGAUGACGUGCAUCCUGUAUGUGGUGGUCAGUGGCAACCUGAUGUUAAACAGUUUCCCAAGCCUACCGGUGUCUCAGAAGGCUUGGUCCGUCAUCGCUACCGUGGCCCUUCUUCCCUGCGCCUUCCUCAAGAACCUCAAGUCCGUCUCCAAGUUCAGCUUGCUUUGCACCGUCGCACACAUUGUCAUUAACGUCUUGGUGAUCGCCUACUGCCUCUCCAGAGCACGUGACUGGGCCUGGGAGAAAGUCAAGUUCUAUAUCGACGUAAAGAAGUUUCCCAUUUCCAUCGGCAUCAUCGUGUUCAGCUACACAUCACAGAUUUUUCUUCCAUCGUUGGAGGGCAACAUGCAGAGGCCAAGCGAGUUCCACUGCAUGAUGGACUGGACCCACAUAUCCGCCUGCGUCCUCAAGGGGUUGUUUGCACUGGUGGCUUACUUGACUUGGGCUGACGCCACCAAGGAAGUAAUCACCGACAACCUGCCAUCCACCAUUCGAGCGGUUGUCAACCUGUUCUUGGUUUCCAAGGCGCUGCUCUCCUACCCGCUGCCAUUCUUUGCUGCCGUGGAAGUUAUGGAAAAGUCCCUGUUCCAGGGCGGAGGCCGCUCCAUGCUCCCUGACUGUUACGGGCCUAGCGGCCAAUUGAAGUCCUGGGGGCUAGGCCUCCGGAUCGGCUUGGUGGUUUUCACGUUGCUCAUGGCUAUCUUUGUGCCGCAUUUCGCUCUCCUAAUGGGCCUCACGGGGAGCCUCACAGGGGCAGGCCUAUGCUUCUUGCUCCCCAGUCUGUUUCAUCUAAAGCUCCUUUGGAGAAAACUCUUAUGGCACCAUGUGUUCUUUGACGUCGCUAUCUUCGUUAUAGGUGGCAUAUGCAGCAUAUCUGGGUUUAUUCACUCUGUUGAGGGGCUGAUAGAGGCUUAUAAAUACAACCUUCAUGACUGAAAAAACAGUCAUUAAAACAUACUUAGCGUUAUAAAUGUAAUUCUUAAUGGCGCGUACGGCGCAUACGACAGCUCGAGAGGAAACGUGUGUAAUUGUGUUUAUUUAUUUUUUUGCCGUCGUGAUUAUGUGCAAUAAUAAACUAACAUAUAGGGCCUAUGUAAUAGCUAGCUACUCAUAUGGUGACGUUUUCUUUCACUAGGGAUGAAACAAAGCCGUUCCUCGAGAAAGCAUUUUCUAGUGUUACCAGAAUCAAGACAGAUUAUCACAGCUUCUGUAAAGUUGAUGACCAUCACCGAUCCAACUCAGAGUGUAUAGUGUUUAUAUGCGGAAUGACAUCUAUGAAUUGUGAAGAAUGCAACGAACUUUAAUCAUUGAUUUCGAGCUGCUAUAAAUAGUUUUACUGAGAAAAUUUCCUUACAGGCACUCGUCAAAUGGUGCUAUGGAAAACAAAAGAAAAGUCAAUGUAGUUGUUUACUAAUAAUAUGAACAUUUCGAUUCGUUUUGAAUUGUGAGCCCAGUCUUCGUCAACGCAUUAGGUUUUUGGUGUUUCAAGUGUCGUUUUGGAUGAAGUGAAUUAAGUGCAACUGGCUCCUAAAUGUGUUAUGAACCGUCAGUCCCAUAUUGUCUUCCUGUUGAACUUGUUCGUUGUGCUUUCAUGGAAUUAGGCUAAUCAUGAUGUGUGAGAAACGAAAAUUUGUUGAAUUAUCAGAUGAAUAAAUCGAAUAUUUUAG
Messenger RNA from Hypomesus transpacificus, 2482 nucleotides. Its product is annotated as vesicular inhibitory amino acid transporter-like. The transcript is spliced from 2 exons. The record is from RefSeq and is a predicted model, not a curated record. The coding region runs from base 171 to 1751 and encodes 526 amino acids. Gene Ontology annotation, molecular function: amino acid transmembrane transporter activity. Gene Ontology annotation, biological process: amino acid transmembrane transport. Gene Ontology annotation, cellular component: vacuolar membrane. NCBI's taxonomy places the organism in Eukaryota, Metazoa, Chordata, Actinopteri, Osmeriformes, Osmeridae.